AGGUCCCAGCAGAGAGAUCUCCUCGCAGACGGAGCAUCUCCGGGACCAGCACCUCUGAGAAAACCAACUCCAUGGAUGCUUCAAAUACUUCUCCUUUCAAAGUGCCAGGCUUCUUCAGUAAACGUCUGAAAGGGUCCAUCAAGAGGACAAAGAGUCAGUCAAAGCUGGACAGGAACACAAGUUUCCGUCUCCCAUCUCUCCGCAAUGCUGAUGACAGGUCACGUGGAUUGCCAAAGCUGAAGGAGUCCCGUUCCCAUGAGUCUUUACUGAGCCCAGGCAGCGCCGUGGAGGCCCUGGAUCUUGGGUCAGAAGAAAAAGUCUUUGUCAAACCACUUCACAGCAGUAUCCUUGGACAAGACUUCUGUUUUGAGGUAACCUACUCCAGUGGCAGUAAAUGCUUCAGUUGUUCCUCUGCAGCAGAGAGGGACAAGUGGAUGGAAAACCUACGCAGAACAGUGCAGCCAAAUAAGGACAACUGCCGUCGAGCUGAAAAUGUGCUCCGUCUCUGGAUCAUUGAGGCAAAGGACCUGGCCCCCAAGAAGAAAUACUUCUGUGAGCUGUGCCUUGAUGACACUCUCUUUGCCCGCACCACCAGCAAAACGAAAGCAGAUAACAUUUUCUGGGGAGAGCACUUUGAGUUCUAUGGUCUCCCGCCUCUUCACAGCAUCACAGUUCACAUCUACAAGGAUGUGGAGAAGAAGAAGAAAAAGGACAAGAACAAUUAUGUAGGCCUGGUCAAUAUUCCCAUGGCCAGUGUAACCGGUCGCCAGUUUGUGGAAAAAUGGUACCCAGUCAGCACACCUACACCCAACAAAGGGAAAUCAGGGGGACCUUCCAUUCGGAUAAAGUCCCGUUAUCAGACCAUCACCAUCUUGCCCAUGGAGCAAUACAAAGAAUUUGCAGAGUUUGUUACCAGCAACUACACUAUGCUAUGCUCUGUGCUAGAACCUGUGAUCAGCGUAAGGAACAAGGAAGAGAUGGCUUGUGCUUUGGUGCACAUUCUUCAGAGCACUGGGAGAGCUAAG
This is a messenger RNA of Phaethon lepturus (White-tailed tropicbird), 1025 nucleotides long. RefSeq names its product ras GTPase-activating protein nGAP-like. NCBI's taxonomy places the organism in Eukaryota, Metazoa, Chordata, Aves, Phaethontiformes, Phaethontidae. The transcript has 5 exons. The record is from RefSeq and is a predicted model, not a curated record. The annotation marks the transcript as partial.